GCUCUCGUUCGCUGUGUCCGGACGUUUCUCUCGGUUGCACGCCAUGCCCUUGACUUCCUACGAGAGGUGAUCGGUAAACCGGGACCGGGAGGUCGAAACAUUUUGACGGGUUUGAAGAAGAGGAGGUUCAGUCGGCAUGGUGCUGGUACCAGACGAGGGGAAGUCUCUCCCUCCUCCCGGGAUCGUGAACAGGAACUCGGUGUGGCUGGCCGGGGUCGGCUGGUGCACCGCGAUGCUGCACAACGCCAUGAAGCACAGGCCGCCGCUGCAGUCAGGUGUUCAUCGACAAGUCCUGGCGGCGUCAAUCGGCUGGUUCAUCGGUUACCACCUCACAAAAUAUGCAGAUUACACUUACGCCAGGCUCGAUCGAGACAUGAACGAGUACAUCCGACUCCACCCAGACGACUUUGCACCAAAGGAAAAAAGGACCUUUGCAGAGAUCGUCGAGCCUUUCCAUCCUGUGCGCUAAGUGUCUGUGGCUGGCUGGUGAAGAUGGAAGAAGGAGCGCGAGAGAGAAACUCAAGUCUCAAGUGGUCUCAAGUGAAAUCUUUCUGUCAUUUACUGUGUGAAAUAUAGCUUAUGUAAAUAAAAGAAAUACCCAAAUCUAACA
This is a messenger RNA of Larimichthys crocea (large yellow croaker), 610 nucleotides long. RefSeq names its product NADH:ubiquinone oxidoreductase subunit C2 (gene ndufc2). Lineage: Eukaryota; Metazoa; Chordata; Actinopteri; Sciaenidae. Gene Ontology annotation, biological process: mitochondrial electron transport, NADH to ubiquinone. Gene Ontology annotation, cellular component: mitochondrial inner membrane; respiratory chain complex I. The coding region runs from base 137 to 469 and encodes 110 amino acids. The record is from RefSeq and is a predicted model, not a curated record. The transcript is spliced from 3 exons.